UGGUGUUGUUUGAUUUUACUCUUUAUCAUUCUGGCUUAAAGCCAAUAAGGCUUUACAGAACUAAAUUGUGUUUUUAAUUCACUAACAUUCUCACGUAGCCAGCCCUGACUUAUUGAUAAAACACUUUACACAUCUUAGGCUUUUCAAAUACGUUUACACACAUCCGAAAAAUGCCUUUACAUGAAAAAACGUCCUGUCUUUCUUGCAGGGAGUAAAUUGCUGGCAUGAUCUGGACAACACAGAGUACGACUGCUGGCCGAUCAGCAGUCCAAAUGACUACAACAUGAUUAGCUGUGGUGGUCUGGAAAUGGCCUGGGUGCAGCGUCCUCCAGAGAAAGUAACCAACGGCGAAGAAUUCAAUGUUUCAUACACAGUGACAGCUUCAGAUUCUUUUUACGAGUAUGCAGUCAGGAACCAGAUUUUCCAGUUCAGUAAUGCGUCAGAGGCAAAGAGGUUCUGUCAUGAACACGAGUGCCCGACAAACUGGAACAACGCCAAUGAAAUGAACUGCUGUGUGUAUCACGCCAACAUCCACUCCUGUCCUCUCGGUCUCAUGAAACAAGGUGGAAUCUGUGGCCCCUGGAUUCCUGACGACGGUAAAAUAGUUACUCACACCGUAUCCAAAGCAGGCAAGAUGACCCAGAAAUACUGGACUUCAAAGGUGGUGCUGAUCCAUGUGGGAGUCACCUCAGUCAUUGCUCAUAUCAAAAUAGGGCAGAUGCACGCAGCACUGGAGUCCAAAGUGCUUGUCGUCAGUGCCCAGGUGUGUGGGGAUGAUAUCUGCGAGCUGGAGGAGAACUGUCUCAACUGUCCUGCAGACUGCGGCAUCUGCCCGAUGUCCAUCGCUAUCAAGGUGGCCAUUGGGCUUCCAGUCGCUCUCUUCAGCAGCGGCUUCAUCCUGACCUUGGUGUGGCUUCAAUACCAGAAACAGAGGAUGUUUUGGGACGAAAGUUGGAUCAUCGACUACAAGAGCAUAAUAUUUGGCAGAGAGCGCAACAUGGGCCUUGGCAGCACCACCAGCUUGCAGCACAUCAAGAGUACCUCCACCGUCAGUCGAAGCACUGAUGUGACAGUGUGCACCAGAGUCAACACCUCCUUCCAACGAGGCUUCAUCCAGUCGGGCAUCUAUGAUGGGAGGACGGUGGCAGUGAAACACAUCCAGAACAAACAUUUCACCCUCUCCAAAACCAUCAGGAAGGAAGUGAAAGAAGUGAGGCAACUUGAUCACCCCAAUCUGUGUAAGUUCAUCGGUGGUUCCAUCGAGGUCCCGUAUGUCAGCAUCAUCACGGAGCACUGCCCCAAAGGAAGCCUGUCUGAUGUCCUGCUGAAUGAUGACAUCCCCAUCAACUGGGGUUUCAGACUGUCCUUUGCCACUGACAUCGCCCGCGGGAUGUCGUACCUCCACCAGCACAAGAUGUUUCAUGGAAGACUUCACUCCAGAAACUGUGUUAUUGAUGAUCGCUGGGUGUGCAAAAUCUCAGAUUAUGGCCUGGCAGCUUACAGAAAGGAGGACUUUGAGGUCGUCAGUAAUGGCUUCACCUGUGGAGAUGUAAAUCGUAUAUAUUGUGCCCCAGAGGUCCUGCUGGGAAGCACCUCCAACAUGACACCAGCAGCAGAUGUCUACAGCUACUCCAUGAUUCUAGUUGAGAUUGCAACUCGCUCCGACCUCAUUUCAGACCAGGCUGAGGGAAUGAGGAUGGAUCUCAUGUGGCGCCCCCUUCUGCCUGAACUCAAAGCAGGGAAGGCAGAUACUGACUGUCCCAGUCAAGGAGACUACUGUGAGCUCAUUAAGAAGUGUUGGUCUCACAACGUCACCCUGAGGCCCACGUUCGAGCAGGUGAAGAAGAUGCUGGACAAAAUGAACCCGCACAAAGUCAGCCCUGUGGACAUGAUGAUGAACUUGAUGGAGAAAUACAGCAAACAUCUGGAGGCCAUAGUUGCUGAGAGAACACAGGACCUUCUUCAGGAGAAGCAGAAGACUGAUCGGCUGCUGUACAGUAUGUUACCAAAACCGGUGGCUGAUGACCUUCGUCAGGGUCGAACAGCAGAGGCCCAGAGCUUCUCCAAUGCCACUGUUUACUUCAGUGACAUUGUGGGCUUUACUCAGCUGUCGGGGGCCAGCACUCCCCACCAGGUCGUGAACUUCCUCAACCAACUCUACACCACCUUUGAUGACAUUAUUGAUAAUUACGAUGUCUACAAAGUGGAGACAAUAGGCGAUGCCUACAUGGUGGUAUCUGGGGUCCCACAAGAAAAUGGCAUCAGUCAUGCUGGAGAGAUAGCCAGCAUGGCUCUUGAUCUGGUCAGUGUCUGCCACUCUUUCAAGAUCCCUCACAAGCCCAACACACAGCUAAAGAUACGCGCUGGCAUCCACUCAGGACCUGUAGUGGCUGGUGUGGUUGGCACGAAAAUGCCUCGUUACUGUUUAUUUGGGGAUACUGUAAACACAGCAUCACGGAUGGAAUCAACAAGCGAAGCUCUGAAGAUCCAGGUGAGUGGUGCCACAGCUGACCUGCUUCACACACUCGGAGGUUACCGUCUGACAUGCAGAGGAACACUUAAUGUGAAGGGAAAAGGAGACAUGACGACAUGGUGGCUUGAAGCAAAGAUAGACGAUCACGCAGACCCACUGCUUAGAACAUCUGAAGCCAGAGGGCUCCCAGUGCCAGUUAGUGACUAGAUCUGUAAAAUGUGAAAGUAACUGUAUGUAAACUGGUUUUUUUGUCGUGCUGUUGAGUUGUACCCAGUGAACUAUGUUGGAGUUAAAUGUGCAGAUACAAUGAUAGGAUGAACAAAUAGCUGAUCAUGAAUUUAAAUGUCAUACUGAACUGUGACUCCAAUAGAUGUUACCGGUAAGUAUUAAAAUAGUGUUUGUCAUUAUUAUGGUAUCUUUGCUGUGACCAGAGAUAUUGAUGACAAGCAAAAUCCCACUGAUGAUUAUGUUGAUUAGUUUUUUUUUUUUUUUUUGCACAUGUUGGAAAGAAUGUGAAAAAAUAUGCAGAGAAACAUGCCAGAGUUGAGGAAAUGCUAUUUUAACCAAACAUUGAUAUAUAUUUUUUUCUCAUAUCUAGCUUUAUUUGGUUUUUACAUCCUGAGGCACUUUUUUUUCUGAAAAGUUAAAAGGAGAUAUUCACUGCCUGAUUAAGAGAACCCACUCUUACAAUAAGUAAAUACAUUCUUUUUAAAGAAUUUACUCCAUAAACUAUAUUUAAUUCCUUUCAUUUUAAACUAAUAACUGAGAUCUUAAUGGGUGCAGACCUUUCACACAGCAGACAGUACACGUCAUAACAGAAUUAAACAACCACUCUAGACAUGUUUUAAGCCUAUAUAAAACAUCAUACUUUGUCUAAUAAUGUGUUUCUGGUAUGUUUUUUCUACAAAGUUGUAGACACAUCUACCCCUUCUUCCUCAUUAAAAAAAAUCCCAAAUUUAUGAUUAUGCAAAUAUGUUUAAUUUUAGUUUAACUACUUUAUUGAUAAGCAAAUUGAUGGCUAUUUAUUUUUACUAAGUAGGGCCCUGGUAUUGUACAUGAUUGCUCACUGGUGUUGCUUCUUUAGAAAUUAAAAAAUUAUGUUAGUUUACAUGUAUUUUUCUGCUAUGAGAAGUCUCUGUAGCCUAAAAAAGUCUAUAUUCCUCAAAAUGGGUGUACAAGUACUUUGGAACCAGCAUUUCAAUUAAAACUACUUGUGAUUUAAAA
This is a messenger RNA of Scatophagus argus, 3697 nucleotides long. RefSeq names its product atrial natriuretic peptide receptor 2-like. Gene Ontology annotation, biological process: receptor guanylyl cyclase signaling pathway; intracellular signal transduction; cGMP biosynthetic process. The record is from RefSeq and is a predicted model, not a curated record. Lineage: Eukaryota; Metazoa; Chordata; Actinopteri; Scatophagidae. Gene Ontology annotation, molecular function: peptide receptor activity; guanylate cyclase activity; ATP binding. The transcript is spliced from 22 exons. The coding region runs from base 284 to 2680 and encodes 798 amino acids.